AUGAUAAUUCAAACGUCUCUAUUAAUGAUAAUUCAGAAAGUUGUUUUGAGAAUUCUACAAAAACCUUUUAUAUUCAAAAUGCAAAAAUAAUUUUUCAUUAAAUGUCACUCCAAAUAGCAAGCAGAAUUAAAAUUAGUUAUGACUAUCAUUCAGUAAAUAAUAAAAAAGUCAACUGAUUUAGAUGAUUAGAUUCACAAAGAUGAUGUGUUUCUGGAUGAAAAACUGUAUUAGAAAAAAGAAGCUAUUUUGAACUCUUUGUAAGUUGUGUUAUUUUAAUUGAGAUAUAUUCCUUAAGAUUUCAACAGUUACUAUUAGUUCUAAUGA
This is a messenger RNA of Paramecium primaurelia, 324 nucleotides long. The record is from the annotation of a GenBank genome assembly. NCBI's taxonomy places the organism in Eukaryota, Ciliophora, Oligohymenophorea, Peniculida, Parameciidae.